AUGUCACCAGGUGGCCAGACACAUCGCAUGUCGGUGAAUAAUUCAACGAGAUCCUGCGGUAUCAUCCCCCGAGUCAAACUCAUUCCUGAGAUCCGUCUUCUUCUUCUUCCUACUCGGUCAAUUCAAAAAUUUAGAAAAUGGUGAGUUUUCUAAAAUUGCUAUUAAUAUUGAGUGCAUGAUAACCUCGAUACAUUUGAUCAAAAUUUGAGCCUUUGUCAAGUUUUCUAAGUUGGUUAACUUUAUAUUCUUUCUUUGAAGCCAAUAAGGACAGAGAAAAAACUCGGGCUCUACAAAAAUUUGCAAAAUUUUACACAUGUUCCUGUUCCAAAAUAUUCCGCUUUUUAGAGAAAAACAUGACUUUUUCAGUUUGGAUUUAUUCACGAAAGUGUCCGGCAGUUGAUGAUCAGAACCUAUGGCGAAGCUUUCUGGCUGAAAGUUUUGUAAGUUUUUUUUGAUUUUCGAAAUCUAGAAAAGUUGGUUCCAGAGAGCGCGCCGGCUUUGAAUCCGGCAAGGAAAACAUCAUCAAUCAUUACUAUUCCGAUCAAGAUACGUACACGUUGAUCGAUGCCGUCAGUGUGAUUCUCAGUGAGUUGAGGAGGGAAAAAUUUGAAUAACUGUGGUUUUUUUUAAUUUUCAUGUUUGAAUGCAAAAAAAUAUACAGAGAAGAAAAUUGAAUACAAGCUCUGCGGAAAAAAAAUCAUAACUCCAAUCUUCGGAAUUUCAUGAUCGACGCCUCUGACUUUUUUUUCAGUUUUUGAAGCUCUUUCUUCAAAAUUUCGAGCUCUCAAACGUUUCAAAAUUAUUGAAAUGGAAGUUAAAAAAUUUUUCUUCUCAGAAGUACCCAGGGAGCAAGUUUGGGAAAUGUAUGGCUGUUUCUUAAUCCAAUACACGAUGGAAACCGGCUGGGACGACCUCAUCCGUUCGAUGAGUCCCAAUCUCAAGGUAUGCAGAUAGAUCUCCAUUUUCGAUCUACCAUAAUCCGCGAUCGCAGGGAUUUCUGGACAACCUCGACUCUCUCCACUAUUUCAUCGAUCACGUCGUCUACAAAGCCAAUUUGCGCGGACCUUCUUUCAGGUUUCAUUUUUUUGAAGAGUAAAAGUCAGAAUUUUUAUGAAUCUUUAAUUAUUAAGAUAAAUUAGAGCUCCUAUCGAAUUCAGAAGAAUCAAAAAAAAAAACUAACUGAGAAACGUUUUUAAGCUUCCGGUUGAAUUUUUUUAGUGGAACUCUUCUGUAAUACUUUACGACCUCCUUAAUUUAGACCAAAAAAAAUUUUCUCGCAUUAGAUCUGGCUUUUGAGUUAACACGCUGUCUCCGUUAUUCUCAAAAACAACGGGUACAAUAAAAAAAAAUAUUUUUUGAUUCCGACGAAACCUCAUCCAUUGUGAUAACCCAUCGUCAAGAAUGCGGACACAACUUUUUGAGCCAUCUCCUCUUACUGUAGCCGGGUUACGGUAGCCAGGUAGGCACCUGCGUAUCUCACUAUUGAAGAGUUUUUAGUAGACAAGUGAUAUAUCAAUCGAUAGGUAAUCCAAUUUUUGAAAAAUUUUUUUACAGUACAUACUAUCUUAGGUUACUGUGGGAAAAUUUUGAGUUACGGCACUUUUUGCGUCUGCCGAGUUAGUUUUUCGACCACCACGAGCUUGAGCCGGGAGAUCCAUUCUUCCUAGCUCCUCAAAAGAUACCUUAUGAGAAGCUGUACAAGCUGGUAUUAGUUUGAAGAAAUCCUAGGUGGACCAUCAUUUCGAAAAAUCUCCCCGAAAGCGCGCAAUCGUGGUCUUGCGGCGGCCAAAUGGGGAAGUCCAUGACGCCUGACGGCUCAUUCUUCACAGAUCCAUUCUAAACUUUGUUUCCAUUUCACCUUUAGAUAUCUAUUAAUGGUUUUUUAUUAAAACUUGAGAUGAUUUCAGGUUGACCAUCAUCUCGAAAUUUCAUUUUGAACCCAAAAUUGGCCUGAAAAUGGCCUGCUCGCCUUUUUCCACGGGUUCCCUGUCCCCAGCUGAGAAAGUUCUCAACUUUUUUCUUCCUGAAACAUGAACAAGAGUGUCUGAACAACAGUUUUAUAACGAUCGGAAACCAUUUUGAAAGGACCAUCAUCUCGAAAUCUCUUUUUGAACCCAAAUUUGGCUUGAAAACUUUUGGUUUACCCUUCCAAUGAGAUUAUUGGUUCCAUCAAUACAGAUCUUGGCCCUUUUUCACUUUUUUUAAAAAAAGAAUAUAAACAUGAGAACUGAAAAUAAAUUUUUAUUUUUGGACCAAUUCCAAAAUGACUGUUUACCUGGGAAACCCACUUUUUAAAUAAAAAUUUUUGCUUGAAAAUCGGAAUAUCACAAAAAAAUAGUCACAAGACAAAUGUCUUGUUUUUUUAGGUAUGAAAAAAAUUCUGAAGAUUCAGAACUACUAUUUAGGUUAUAAUAAAAAAACAUUAAUAAAACAUCAUCUUGAAAGUUAAGUUCCAACCUCACCGGUGGUCAGAGUGUUGGGUUUUUUUAAUGAGAAAAAAAUUUCUUGGUAUUUCCCAUUUCUCAUUUUUGAUUUCCUGUUUUGAAAAUGAAUCGGCAGAAUAGAUUUCGCUGUAAAUGAUAAAAACUUCAAAUGAGAGAACUAAGCCGAUAUUUGAGUUCAAAUCGAUAUUUCAAGAUGAUGGUCCUUUCAAAAUGGUUUCCGAUCGUUAUAAAACUGUUGUUCAGGCACUCUUGUUCAUGUUCCAGGAAGAAAAAAGUUGAGAACUCUCUCAGCUGGGGACAGGGAACCCGUGGAAAAAGGCGAGCAGGCCAUUUUCAGGCCAAUUUUGGGUUCAAAAUGAAAUUUCGAGAUGAUGGUCCUCUCAAAAUGGCUUCCGAUUGUCCUCAAUCUUCAGUUCAGAUACUGUAAUCCAUGUUUCAGGAGGAAAAAAGUUGAGAACUCUCUCAGCUGGGGACAGGGAACCCGUGGAAAAAGGCGAGCAGGCCAUUUUCAGGCCAAUUUUGGGUUCAAAAUGAAAUUUCGAGAUGAUGGUCCUCUCAAAAUGGCUUCCGAUUGUCCUCAAUCUUCAGUUCAGAUACUGUAAUCCAUGUUUCAGGAGGAAAAAAGUUGAGAACUCUCUCAGCUGGGGACAGGGAACCCGUGAAAAAAGGCGAGCAGGCCAUUUUCAGGCCAAUUUUGGGUUCAAAAUGAAAUUUCGAGAUGAUGGUCAACCUGAAAUCAUCUCAAGUUCUAAUAAAAACCAUUAAUAGAUAUCUAAAGGUGAAAUGGAAACAAAGUUUAGAAUGGAUCUGUGAAGAAUGAGCCGUCAGGCGUCAUGGACUUCCCCCAUUUGGCCGCCGCAAGACCACGAUUGCGCGCUUUCGGGGAGAUUUUUCGAAAUGAUGGUCCACCUAGGAUUUCUUCAAACUAAUACCAGCUUGUACAGCUUCUCAUAAGGUAUCUUUUGAGGAGCUAGGAAGAAUGGAUCUCCCGGCUCAAGCUCGUGGUGGUCGAAAAACUAACUCGGCAGACGCAAAAAGUGCCGUAACUCAAAAUUUUCCCACAGUAACCCAAGAUGGUAUGUACUGUAAAAGUUUUCAAAAUUGGAUUACCUAUCGAUUGAUAUAUCACUUGUCUACUAAAAACUCUUCAAUAGUGAGAUACGCAGGUGCCUACCUGCCUACCGUAACCCGGCUACAGUAAGAGGGAAUGGCUCAAAAAGUUGGGUCCGCAUUUCUGAUGACGGACAAUUAUACUGGAUAAAGUUUCAUCCAAAUUAAAAAAUAUUUUUUUUAUUGUACCCGUUGCUUUUAAAAAUUUUUGAGAAUAACGGAGACAGCGUGUUAAGACGUUUGAAAAAACUUGAAAAAAGAUUUUUCGUCGCAAUCAGCGUCUUUUGCACACUUCGAAACUUCAUACAUCAAAAACAAGAACCAUGCAAAAAAGUUUUUUUUUUCUGGAGCCAAAAGGUCCUGAAGUAUACUUCGGAAAAUUCCUCAAAAAUUCCAACCAAGAGCUAAAAAACGUCCCUUGGUUAAUUGGAAACGUACUAAAUUUUUUUCUGGUCUCUUUUUUUAUAUUCUUUCUGAUCGUCUCCACUUUCUACUGAUCUCAGUUUUUUUACGCUUCAUUUUUAGGUGCGAGGACAACCCAGACGGUACAAUCACCUUGCACUACUAUACAGGACGGCCUGGAUUAUAUCCUAUUGUUAAAGGUUCAUAUAUUCCUAGAGCUUUCAUGUUUUUCAUCAAACUUCUUCUAGGAGUUCUCCGUGAAGCCGCCAAACGUGUGUUCAAACUCGAUGUUUCACUGUCCAUCACUGGUUCGUUCUCCAUUUCCCUGUCUCUUCUUGAAAAGAGAGUUUUGUAGGCCGAACUCAGAGAUCAGUUCAAAUGGCGACUGGGGAAAGAAUUGAAGAGCAUGUCAUUUUUUUGAUCAAAGUGAGUGCGCAGAAAUUUGAAAAUUUUGAAAAUUUCCAUAAAAAAAUGCGAAAAUUCAAAAUUAUAGACCCAAAACACGACUCAGUCGAAUGAAGAUGCUCUCGGUACAGCAGCGGCUCCUAUCAACAAUAAUUACAAUAUCAGGUUAAUAAGUUUUGUAUAAUUAAAUAAAAUCUCUUAGAAAGCUUCUUCAGCUGAAAUUCUCAAGAAAACUGCAAAUAUCAGUUAUAAGUGGUGUGAAGAUGGUUUCUCUUUAUGUGAAACUUUUUAAAAACUUUUCAUUAAAGUUUCAAUCCAAAAUCACAUUUCCUGUUUUCAGGCUCACCCACCACGACUUCAUCUCCACAUUCCCCUAUCAUUUUGUCGUUGAUCAAGACUGCAAAAUUGUUCAAGUUGGCAAGGAACUAUAGUAAUAUUAACUUUUCCUUCCAAAAAAAAGGCGGAUUUAUAGUAACCACGUUCCUCGGGACCUUCUUGUAGUCGGGACCCCGUUGAUGAGAAUUUUCGAAGUGACACGACCUCAAAUCCCGCUGGAUUUUGACAACAUCUGCAAUUUCAUCAAUGCCGUUUUCGUUCUUCAGGUAUUUUGUAGGGGAGAUCAUGACCUCAUGAUCAAAAUUUUGAGGUUAAAACGACGCCUAUGGAGUUCCGCCGCAGCAAUAAGAGAGCCAAUGUUGAUUGGUGAGUUGUUGUGAUUUUUGACGAUUUUUGACGUUUUGUAGCCUAAAAAAAUUCUCCUAAAAAAAAUUUGUGUAUGGGUUUUGAACUCCGAGAACUGUGCUUUGUUUGGAUAUCGACAAGAACUUUCGAAAAUCUAAGAAAACUUUUGGCUUAUAAAAUUGAAGCAUCUCUGAUAUUCAAAGUCAAGAAGUCGAUUUUCAAACUUGAAAGUACCCCAGAGCCUCUAGCUCAAGGAAAUUACCACCUAAUAGUUUAACAUUGCAAAGCAUUUUCCAGCCAACCCACGGAGCAAGAGCCUCAACAAACGACUGGCAGUCAGCAUCUCAAGCUGAAAGGUCAAAUGAUGCUGAUGGCAAGCGGUAAAUAUUCUCUCAAUAUUCCUGCCCCUCAAAAGUCCACGGGAUUGUUUUCCAGGCAGCCACAUAAUGUACUUGUGCUCGCCCUACGUGACGUCAAUCCCCGAACUUCUGCAGUAUGGAAUGCGUCUGACGGCCAUGCCCCUGCAUGACGCGACCAGAGACUUGAUUCUGCUGAAUCAGCAAAGGCUGUCGGACGUCGAAAUGAAGUUUUUUUCAUCCAGAAUUUUCUCAUUAGGUGCCUAUUUGCAGCCUUCAACUCGAGGCUAAUAAUGAACAAUUGGAGAACAUGGCCAAGGAUUUGGAGGUGAGAGGGAAAGGUGGAAAAAUGAGUUCUGUAAAAAGUUGACAAGUUUUUGAUAUUUUCACAAGUCAUACUUCUCGGUAUAAACAUUAGGAUGAAGUACAAGUUCAUUAAUUGAAAAAGCCUUUCAUUGGAAUUUAAAGAAUGAAAAAGCUGAUUUUUUUAUCUGAUGAGGAAGAUGGUUGACUCUCACAAAAAACUGUAUAAAGUUGACGAUCUAUCAGGAAUAUUUUCAAAUUAAGAAAAUCUCCAGCUUCAGAACGUUUUUCCUGAAGAUGCUUGAAAAUUGUUUCGGACCUUCACUUUUAAUGAAAAAUUUCUCGAUCAGCCACUAAUUAAAAUAAAUUUCAGUGGCUCUCCAAAACUUUCAAAAUAAAGUAGCAUAGUCACAGAAGUGAAAAGGGUGCCUAAAAAUUCUCAUCAGCGCAUAUUUAAUAUAUUUUUUUCAUAAUUUCAACUCUUCAGAUAUGAAAAAAAUUACCGAGAAGCUAAUUUUCAAUAAGCUUCAUUUUUUAGGUGGAAAAAAGUGCGUAAAAAGCAAUACUGGAACUUGGUAGAUCUUUCAGAUCGAAAAAGGGAAAACCGACGCUCUUCUGCGUGAAAUGUUGCCUCCAACUGUUGCUCAUCAACUCAAACAAGGGCUCAGCGUGGACGCCAGUGAGUAAUCAAAGAAAAAAACAUUCUGUUUAGAAAUCAACCGAAAAGGUGGAAAAAAAUGGGAAAUGAACGGAUUUGCGCAUACCCUGCAUUGGCUAGAGAGCAUAGAAAACGUGGAGAGUUUGUCUCUGAAAGUUUUCUAUAUAUUCCUUGUUUCUCAAUAAGUUAAUACACUCACCACUCACACCACGUAUUUUGCAACUUUUUAGGAGAAGUCCGAAAAGUCUGAAUAUUAAGACCAAAUCUGUUACUUCAAAGCCCAUACGUUUUCAGGAGAAUACGAAGAAGCGACAGUGAUGUUCACUGAUGUACCAACUUUCCAGCAAAUCGUUCCCCUCUGUGAACCAAAAGACGUUGUUCACUUACUCAAUGAACUCUUCACCAAGUUUGACCGUCUUAUCGGUUUACAAAAGGUGAGAGAAUAUGUUACUUUCCUGUUUCAAGCGAACAAUUUGAAGGCCUAUAAAGUGGAGACCGUCGGAGAUAGCUACAUGUCUGUUGGUGGCAUUCCUGACGUUGUGGAGGAUCAUUGCGAAAUAAUCUGCCAUUUGGCGAUGGGUUCGUUGAAAAAAGAGUUUUCGUACAUUUUCCCAUUUUCAGGAAUGUUGAUGGAAGGAAAAACGGUGUGUGAUCCAAUCACUGGAAAUGCGCUUCAAAUUCGAGCUGGAAUUCAUUCCGGGCCGGUUGUCGCUGGUGUCGUUGGAGCGAAAAUGCCGCGGUCAGAACUUUAUUUUUUUUUAAUCGUCAGUUUUCACAGGAUUAUUUAAAAUAGUUUUUUUCUCCUUCUGGAAUAAAAAAUUCAAAUACCAAGCUAGAAAAUGCAUUUUUUUUGUCAAAAGUUGUCGCAUGAGAUUCCGUCAUAAAAAUUAAUUUUUGGGUGGUUCAUUUUGUGUCCAACGUUUCAAAUGUUUCAAAAUUCACAUGACGUUGCUGAAAAGCAUUUUUAACCGAUCCUAUUUUUUGGAAUAUCACAACCAUCCUCAAAAUGAUCGAAAAACAUUCCAGAACCAAGUUAUCAGACCCACAAGUGUAGAAAUCCGCUAAAUUAUAGAGCCAUUUGAUUUUCAAGUUUUUUUCCACUGACGAGAUUUCCUCCAACUGCCGCUCGUUUGAUGCGAAAAUUACUUCAGAUGUUCCUAAAUUUCUAUCUAAGAGUAUUGAUAAACUUGCAAUAUUUUGACUAAUAAAAUUAUAUUCAAAGCCUGUGUAUACCGGCCCAAAAUGAAUGAAACUAUUUUCAGAUACUGCCUCUUUGGAGACACUGUGAACACGGCCUCCCGUAUGGAAAGCCACAGUCCGAUUGGUCGUAUCCACUGCUCGGAAAACGCCAAAAUGUAACUUUUCUCUGCUUUCCACUCGAAAGGUUUUUAUAUUUCAGUUGCGCCGAAAGAACAGGAAGAUUCGAGUUUGAGGGCCGUGGAAAAGUCCCAAUUAAAGGAAAAGGGGACAUGAACACCUACUACCUUAUGCGCAGCUAUAAGCGAUCCGUCUGGGAGAUCAUCGAUCGGAAGAGAGGUGAGACAAUAAAUUUAUUUUGGAGUUUCAGGAAGGUUUUAUAGUCCUACUAGAUUGAAAAUGAAGUUAUGACAGCAAAACGGAAACAUGGUCAUAAUGAGCUUAAAGUACUCUGGCAGCUUUUGCAAAUUGACUGAAGAGAAAACCGAUAAACAUAAAAAAAGAUUAUUUUUUCUUCCUAGCCACUGAAAUCAACCUUUUUCGGGGCAUGAAUUAUAGUGAGAAUUUUCAUGUUACAACCAAAAAAAACCUUUUUUUAUUUCAAAAUUGAUCACCAACUUUUCUGACUUCAACUAGACUGAAGUCAAUAGGGCAGUUUCCAAUUCGACUCCAACUUGAUUAUUUUUAUAAUUGCCUAUUUUCCAGACGAAAAUAUCCAGUCCAUUGAUGGCUACACGGAGCUCCGCGAAGGUUUUGUCGAUGACGCCGUAAACAAAGUAAUUCAGAGGCAGUCCAAAACUUGCACUGUUCUUUGA
Molecule: messenger RNA, 8371 nt
Organism: Caenorhabditis auriculariae
Lineage: Eukaryota; Metazoa; Nematoda; Chromadorea; Rhabditida; Rhabditidae
Source: the annotation of a GenBank genome assembly